Molecule: messenger RNA, 910 nt
Organism: Emiliania huxleyi CCMP1516
Lineage: Eukaryota; Haptophyta; Isochrysidales; Noelaerhabdaceae
Exons: 6
Coding region: 26-850 (274 amino acids)
Source: RefSeq, a predicted model, not a curated record
CGACCAGUGGAAGGGCCACUUUUGGAUGGCGCAGCUCUGCGGCGCCAAGCGGUGGACGAUCUUCCACCCCGAAGACGCGUGGUGCCUCUCCCCGAGCUGGCCAAGCGAGGCGCCGAGAUACAGCCGAGAUACAGCCGAGAUGCAGCCGAGAUGCAGCCGAGAUGUGGCCGAAGUGCAGUCGAGAUGCCGCCGAGAUGCAGCACCUCUCGGCCACGCCCUCGGCUACGCCGCCGCCUCCUCCGCGGUCCAGGCGCCGCGCCUCGAGCCAACCUUUCCUUCGCUCGACGAGAUGGAGGCGCAGCCGGGCCAGUACCCGCUCCUCCGCCUCGCGCGGCGCGUCGACGUGACGCUGCGUGCGGGCGAGCUGCUCCUAGUGCCCGGGGGAGCGCCGCACCGCGUCCGCAACGGAGAGAGCGACGCCGACCCGGCCGUCUCGGUCGCCAUCGCCGCCAACUUCGUGGACGGCAGCAACUGCGCGGCCGCCGCGGCGGAUCUUGGUCUGAUGGCGCGCCGCGCGGCGGCGCCGGAGCACGAGGAUCGCGGCGCGGCGGCGGCGGUCGCCGGGCUGGACGAGCUGGACGAGGUGGCGCUGUCUGCGGACGACGCGAGGAGCGCCGCCGCAAUCGGCGUGCCGGGCGUGGCGGGGCGCGUGGUGCCGUACGGCGAGUACGCGCGCGGCAGGGGGGGCGAGGCGGGGGAGCGGAGGGAGGUGUGCGCUUGGCUCGCCGCCGAUUUGGCGGCGGGAGGCACCCCGCUCGCCGCCGCCACGCCGGCCGGCGGCGAAGACGCGUACGACUCGAGCGAUGACGACAGCGUGGUUGCGUUUGAGGAGGAGGGGUGGACGCUAUGACCGGGCCUGGGGCGGAUUUACCUCUCAUGCUCUCGCGCCGUGGUCAAAGAACCGAAAUGG